UCAGGUCGUCUUGAGUCGUGUAGGCGAUCUCCUACUACGUACGAUAGUACGUGUGGAUGUGCGUCUGUCGUAUAUAUGUUGAUGUAAACGUUGAAAUGUACGUGCAGAACAUCAGGGCGGGAAGGGUAUAAAACACGUAAUAUCUAGCCGUAAUUACUAUUAUACUUCAUGUCCAUAACGUCUUGUGAAAUAACAACUGUAUAAUUAUGUGAGAGUGUGGCUGGUUGUCAUCAUCAAACUUAACCAUGAUUAAUUUAAGAAUUCCACAGGUUCGUUACCUCGCUGCACUAUUGGCCACCAUAGCUCUCAGCUUUGCUUUGUACCCUGGCAAUUCUUCGACGGGUCAAAGUUCAAAAGUCUACACAUUCCUCUACUUCUUCACAUUCGUGUCACAUUACGGAGCACAAUUUUGGAUGACAUUCGUAGCAGGACUUCUACUGUUUUUCAAUCUACCGCGUAUAUGGUUUGGUCACGUGCAGAGUAAGCUGUUCCCGCUUUUUUUCUGUUUCGGAUUUGUAACGUCAUCGAUCACCAUAGCAACCUUUGUAUCACAGCACAGGCUUGACGACGAGAAUCGACAAAAACAGAUAGCCGCACUAGUGGUCAGUCUCGGGGCAGACUUUAUCAACGCCUUCCUCCUGUCACCAAUAAUUGUGGAAAGCAUGCUUCAACGCUUUUCCAUGGAAAAGAAAUCUGGCAAAGCAUACGAGGUUGGGUUUACUGACCUGUCCGAACUACUCAAGAACCCAGAGUACGCAUGCGUAAAUCGGACUUUCCGGCUAUAUCAUGGACUAAGUGGCGCAAUCAAUAUGAUUGGGUUAGCAGCCAAUACCUUUCAUCUGUACAACUUAGCCAUGACAAACGACGUCUGAUGACAUUUAAGUGUCGAAACACUCAGGGAGGAGCACCUGUCGUAAUCGACUUCCGGUGCUUUCAAACAAUACCGGAAGCUGGACCAGAGAGCCAUCAAUUCGGUCUAAGAAAUGAAGUUGCCAUUCUACUAUGGGGAUAUCCAUUUUUAAAUAUAGAGGUAACUUCUUGAAGAACGGGUUGCAGGCCAGUUGAUACAAACCGUAACCGCACGGUCCGACAUAUUGCGUGAACGCUGGGCAACAGAAGGAUUAUGAUGAAUGUUAUUGUUAUUCAGUAGAAAAAAAUCUAGAGGAGUUUCGAUCGUGACUUGCAACUUAAGGUCAUUGGAGUGUAUUGCUAAACGGAAAUAGGAAGUACAUCCCUAGUUGAAAAUCCAAUGUAGGGAGACAG
Mizuhopecten yessoensis (Yesso scallop) is the source of this 1263-nucleotide messenger RNA. Its product is annotated as transmembrane protein 205-like. The coding region runs from base 246 to 872 and encodes 208 amino acids. The record is from RefSeq and is a predicted model, not a curated record. Lineage: Eukaryota; Metazoa; Mollusca; Bivalvia; Pectinida; Pectinidae. The transcript has 4 exons.